Haliaeetus leucocephalus (bald eagle) is the source of this 538-nucleotide messenger RNA. Its product is annotated as U6 snRNA-associated Sm-like protein LSm5. Lineage: Eukaryota; Metazoa; Chordata; Aves; Accipitriformes; Accipitridae. Gene Ontology annotation, cellular component: U6 snRNP; Lsm1-7-Pat1 complex; U4/U6 x U5 tri-snRNP complex. The record is from RefSeq and is a predicted model, not a curated record. Gene Ontology annotation, biological process: mRNA splicing, via spliceosome. Gene Ontology annotation, molecular function: RNA binding.
CCGGCUGGGGACGAGCGUUGGCGCUCGGCAGACCCGCGGUGAUGUGCUGCGGACCGGCGGCACCGAGGUGUUCUCGGUGGAGGGAACGUGUUCCUGCGGCCGCAGAAACUUGCGGAGGUACCGGCAGCAGUUAAGCGUGCGAGGAAGCGGUUUUUUUAAUGUAUUUUUUCCUGUCUCUUUUUUUUCCUCUUCUUUUUGUGCUUUUUACCAGUGCCCGCGGCAAUUACUUUUUUUGCCGCCACAACGUUAAGGUUUUUGCUCGAAAAAAUGUAUGUUCUAUAAAGCAAUCUCUUGUGCCUUUCAGUCUACAGAACUCGUGGACAAAUGCGUAGGUCCACGCAUUCAUAUUGUGAUGAAGAGUGCAGAAAUUGUUGGAACACUUCUAGGAUUUGAUGACUUUGUCCAUAUGGUGUUAGAAGACGUUACAGAAUUUGAGAUUCCAUCCGAGGGCAGAAGAAUCACAAAGCUAGACCAGAUUUUGCUAAAUGGAAAUAACAUAACAAUGGUGGUUCCUGGAGGAGAAGGGCCUGAAGUAUAA